Nicotiana attenuata is the source of this 768-nucleotide messenger RNA. RefSeq lists its product as uncharacterized. The record is from RefSeq and is a predicted model, not a curated record. Bases 1 to 768 code for a protein of 255 amino acids. The transcript has a single exon. Lineage: Eukaryota; Viridiplantae; Streptophyta; Magnoliopsida; Solanales; Solanaceae.
AUGAGAUACUUCCUUGGUCUUGAAGUUGCAAGGCGAAGACAUGGCAUUUUGGUUUGUCAAAGGAAGUUCACACUUGAUCUCAUUGCCACACUUGGGCUUGCAGGUUUUAAACCAACAUGCACACCUCUAGACACAAGCCAUAAGCUCACCAGCGCAGAGUAUGAUCAAGCCAAUGCUCAUGGAUCUGUGGAUGCUGAUGAGUUACUUAGUGAUCCAAGCAACUAUCAAAAAUUAGUUGGGAAGCUGUUGUAUCUUACCAUGACAAGGGCAGACAUCAGCUAUGCUGUAGAAAAUUUAAGCCAGUUCAUGCACAAGCCAAAGAAGUCACAUUUGGAAGGAGCAAUGAGAGUGGUAAGGUACCUAAAGAAUGCACUAGGGCUGAAGAUUCUGCUAUCAUCUCAGUCUUCUGACCAGCUCAUAGUGUAUUGUGAUGCAGAUUGGGCCACUUGCCCAAUGACUAGAAGAUUAGUGAGGUGGGUUUGUGAAAAAACUAGGAGACUCUCUUAUCUCAUGGAAGUCCAAAAACAAAAUAAAGUGUCAAGGAGCUCUGCAGAAGCUGAGUAUAGAAGUAUGGCCAAUGCUAUAGCAGAAGUAGUCUGGUUAACAGGGUUGUUUAAGGAAUUGAAUGUUGACUUGAAACUUCCAGUGAGCUAUAUUGUGACAGUAAAACGGCUAUUCAGAUUGAUGCAAAUCCCAUCUACCAUGAAAGAACCAAAAAUAUCGAGAUCGACUGCUAUUUUGUUCAAGAAAAGAUUCAGUAUGGCCUAA